This is a messenger RNA of Daphnia magna, 2193 nucleotides long. RefSeq lists its product as uncharacterized. Lineage: Eukaryota; Metazoa; Arthropoda; Branchiopoda; Diplostraca; Daphniidae. The transcript is spliced from 2 exons. The record is from RefSeq and is a predicted model, not a curated record. The coding region runs from base 1 to 2193 and encodes 730 amino acids.
AUGAUCACGCUCCCCUUGUACGCGUGGGUCGCCGUGUGGAAUAACAACAAGAUGCUGACUGUUUUGGCCCUACUAGACUCUGGGUGCACGACAACCUUAAUCACGCAAGAAGUGGCUGAAUCUUUAGGACUGAACUGCAAGAUGGUACAAUGCCGUCUAACCACCUUCCAUGGAAAUGACCCGAAAAUACCAGUGAGUUCCUCUAGGUGCCGCGUUACACCUUGUGGAAAAGAGACACCAUCGUUUAAUAUCUCGCGCGUUUUGGUGGUGCCAAAGUUGAAAAUAGCUAACGUUUACGUGGAUUGGCCGAUACUGAAGAGGAGAUGGCCUCAUCUUCACGAAUUAGACAUCCCUGUGAUUGAUACAAAUCAAGUAGGCUGUUUCAUCGGAACCAACGUACCAAAGGCACUUCUGCAGCUGGAAAACCGAACGUUAAGCGAGGAGGAACCCAUCGGAAUAUUGACACAAUUCGGUUGGUCUGUGAUCGGCGAGAUACCAAUCACAUGUAUGGGCGAACGGCUAGAGAAUUGUCAAGCCUUAUCGCUUCGAGAGGACAAGGCCGACGAGGCUAUCCAAGAACUGUGGACGCCAGAAUUCUUCACGUCGAGAGCUGAGCGUCAAGCGUACUCAAACGAGCAAGAAAAACGCGCCUUGAAAAUACUGGAGACAGCCGUUCGAUAUCUUGGCGAUCGAUACGAAAUUGGCCUACCAUGGAAGUCGGACGAUGUCUACCUCCCAAAUAAUCUUGCCAGCGCCCUCAGGAGGUUGUAUGCCACAGAGAGCCGAUUUCAACUAGAUGCCGAGCACGGAAUUCGCUACACGAAAGCCAUCGAGGCCAAUAUGAAGAAUGGAUUUGCCAGACGUUUGACGAAAACUGAACUCGUAGGUCCCAUUGGUAGGACGUGGUACGUGCCGCAUUUCCUGGUAACCCAUCAAAACAAGCCAGACAAGCCACGACUAGUGUUUGAUGCAGCCAGCCGACACAACGGCGUAAGCCUUAACGACGCCUUGAUAAAUGGACCGUCGUUGUUAACCGACCUUCAUGACCUACUAGUGAUCUUCCACGAACGACCCUGUGCUGUCUCAAUGGAUAUAGAAAAAAUGUUCCUUCAGGUGCGUGUUAAGGACGAGGAUCAAUCCGCAUUCCGCUUUCUUUGGCGCAGCCCAGGUAGUGGCGGCCCGCCAUUGAAGUUCCAGAUGAUGGUUGAGAUAUUUGGUGCUUCCUUGUCCCCUAUGUCGUGUGCGUUUGUUUUACGACAAACAGGAAAAGACAAUCCCGCUUACGGCGACGUUUCAGAAAAGAUCAUUACCAAUUUUUACGUCGACAAUUAUCUUGACUCGUUUGACAACGUCGCAACCGCAGAAAGAACUUGUCAUCGCUUGACGGAGCUGCUAAAAAAAGGAGGCUUCAGACUGACACAUGUCAUGACCUCAUCGAUGGAGCUUUGGUCAUCUUUUCCCCCCGAAGAGCGAGCUGGCCCAGAGUUGAAUGCCGACCUGGACGGACUACCGAUGGAGAGGACGCUAGGGCUUUUGUGGCGAGGCGAAUCUGACAUCUUUUCGUUUACACUAAACGUCGGGCAGGAAGCAACCAGUAAACGACAAAUCGCCAGCGCCGUCGCGAAGGAGUACCGUAAGGUCUCCAAACAAAAAAAAAUAGGCAAGAAAAGUCAGAGAAUCAAAAGGGCGCAGUUGCGCCGAGACGGGCUUUUGCCCGCAUGGGUGGAACCGCCCCGUCCUCCCCCGGCACGAGAGCGUAUUCCGGACGAACAGUUGCCAGCAGGAGCUCACGCUCCUAGUCUACAACCAUUCUUGGAAAUUGCCCGUAGACUCAUCACCGUCGAACAACUAGAAGAAGCGAUCCGCCCACGGUACUACGGUGAUAUCCGCUACGCGCCUCCAGGAAUCCCGGUGGGUUACCCUGCACCGCAACCCGUGCCAGUGCCAGUACCUGCACCGCAACCCGUGCCCGUGCCAGUACCUGCACCGCAACCCGUUCCAGUGCCAGUACCCGCACCGCAACCCGUGCCAGUGCCAGUACCUGCACCGCAACCCGUGCCCGUGCCAGUACCUGCACCGCAACCCGUUCCAGUGCCAGUACCCGCACCGCAACCCGCACCAGCAUCAGAACCGGGACCCGCACCCCAGGAUCCAGCAGCUACGGCUGCUGAUCCAACCAAGCCGUUAGUUUGA